AUGUGUCAUACGCUACAUAUUUUUUUAUGCGGAUUAAUUUGCUUGGGAAUAUUUGAUUAUGGAAAUACGGCUGAAAAUCCAGUUAUAACUCCUAAUUUAUUGUCGUCAUUGGCAGCAAAUGUCGGGACCGUAUUAUCACCGAGUCUGCUCAAAGAAAUUCAAGGUCAGGUCCCUAAUCGUACGGCAGUGAGAGAAAAUAGUGAGAGACCUUUUUACUAUGAUCUGCCGACGCCUUUACCACCUGGACCACCGAAGCCGAAGCCUACGAGAUUGACUUCGUCUACCAAGAAACCAAAAGUGGCUGCGGUUCCAAAUUCGCAUUUAAUCAAAGCUCCAGAGGACGCGGAAACUAAUCGCGAGACACCGGAUUCUCUAAGAGCACCGCAGACUCAAUUAGAAAAUCAGUUUCCGUUUGAUUUUAGGAACAAUUUCCGUGACUUUGGUACCGGGUUCCAGGGCACUGGGCGCCAAUUGAGUGGACCCUUGGGCGGACAGUCGAAUGGGCAAUUUAAUGGACAAUUGAACGCUGGGGGAUUUGGCGGGGAUCAAUUUAAUUCUGAUAUUUAUCGUCCGUUCGCUUCACUCGACGGGUCACGUGCCAAUGAAAAUAUUCCGCAAGGCGCAGGUUCACCCUUUGCUGGAAAUGCGGAUUUCAAUGGAGGAAAUAGACCUUUUAGUUAUCCUGGAAACCCGCAAGACUUCAACAGGUUCCAAGACUUUGGGAGAUUUGGGUUCAAUGGCCAAUUCCCUGGGUCAAAUCGUUACUUUGAUCCGUCUAGACAAGGAGCCAACCAGUUUUCAAAUUUCGCGGGUCAAGAUCCUCGAGUUUUAGCUCAGCAGAAUUAUCCUCAAGAUCCUCGAGGUCUAGCUCAGCAAAAUAAUCCCCAAGAUCCUCGAGCUUUAGCUCAGCAAAAUAAUCUUCAAGAUCCUCGAGCUUUAGUUCAGAAUUACCCCCAAGAUCCUCGGGCUAAUUUACAAAAUCCUAAUGAUCAAUCAGGAUUAGCAUACCCACAAAAUUAUCCCAACUCUGUCCCACAAAACUACGCCCCGAAUUCUUUCAAUUUUCUAGCCAACCAAAGAUUCCAAGGCCCUUUCAACGGUAACUUUGACAGAAACCCACAAGAUGGAUUGAACUACCCUCCGUACUUCCCGGGGCGACCUGACGGACUUCCGGGUCCUCAAUCACCUGGAAAUUCAAAUCCCAACCAGCAACUGAACAUCAAUGGGCCUAUUAAUUCCCAAUCAGGUCCAGGUCCCAUUAAUUCUUCACGCAGAUCCGAAGAAACUCAGCGACCGGCCCGAAAACCGGUCGGUCAAAAGACAACGACCACGAUCCCCGAUGUCGAGAGCCUCCAAGAACGUCUUCAGCUUGAAAAAUUAUUCUACCCACCAGUUAAUGAUUAUUCUGACGUCCGCAUUAAUUCAGACGCUUUUAAACAGCACUCAGUAGCUUCCAACAUAGUCGAUAAGAAUCCCAAAACAAAUAUUGUGUAA
Molecule: messenger RNA, 1494 nt
Organism: Microplitis demolitor
Lineage: Eukaryota; Metazoa; Arthropoda; Insecta; Hymenoptera; Braconidae
Exons: 3
Coding region: 1-1494 (497 amino acids)
Source: RefSeq, a predicted model, not a curated record